Cuscuta campestris is the source of this 1288-nucleotide messenger RNA. The record is from the annotation of a GenBank genome assembly. Lineage: Eukaryota; Viridiplantae; Streptophyta; Magnoliopsida; Solanales; Convolvulaceae.
UUGAUAAUAGCCAACAUGGCUGUAUCAAAAUUGUUCGUGCCAAUUUAUGGCACUAAAAUUCGCUUUUAUCCAUUUUGUGAAUGUGACUGUAAAAUUAUAUAUUUUCUCCUCAAAGUUUCAAUUCAAUCUGACGGUUUAAAACACCACGCUAAGAUCAUUCAAAGUUUCUCCCCCCGCAGGUCAUUCAAUUUAAGUUUUUCCUCCCUCUUUCUCUCCCCUCCAUUCUUUUGCCUCCCAAAGGAAGAAGAAGAAGAAGAAGAACAAUCUCCAUCCUUUCUCUCAUUUCCUUUCUACAUUCGCCGGUAAAUUUCAUCUCUCUUCUCCCGUCAUCGUCGGUGCGGCGAAAAUGCACGGAGAGAUGGGCGGAAGCGGCUUCCUCGUUCUCUGCUUCGUCUCUGUUUUGGCGAUGCGGCGGUGCUUCGCCGUGGACGUGAAUAAUCCGGCGGAGGUGCAGCUCCUCACGCGCACCGUCUCGAACAAGCUGAAGAAUUUCACCGCCCUCUUCGGCGACAAAAUCACCGACCAAUUGGGGUUUUGCAUUGAGAAUGUCAGAAAAGUUCUAGCAAUUCUCAUCCCUUGCUCCUACUUCUGUUGCUUAGAUACUCGAAUUGAACAUUCCAAUUCAUGUACUACAAAAACAGCGACCAGUUUCGGUCCUCUCAUCCCUCAGGUUUCUGGAUCGACUCAGCUUCCUGAUCAUCGCCCUAAGCUUGGUCUGCAGCCCUUCGUCGCCAGCAGCUUCACAGAAGGCACGCAAAGUGUUUGUCCAAAUGCCCUAAGGGAAAAUCCUAUGCUUUCUGAAAUGAACUCUGCUCUGGGGAAGUCAUCUUGGGGUGUGGUGGUGGAGGACAUCACGCAUUGGUCUAUCGUUCAUUUUCCAACAAGAAUGCACCUCCCUCCUUACCCCCAAUCAGUGACCAAAGAGGUGUCUGCCCUUGUUAGAGGCCAACAGGUGAACCAGCAAGGGUCUUCCAUGGAAGAUUUCCCUUUGCUACCCGCUCUCAAAUCACAGCCAAGCAGUUCCAUUUUGCUCCCUUUGGUAGCCACAACCACUGGACCAGUUUGGGCGUGGCACCAGCGUGGUCAAGGGGCUCCCUCAUUUGCACAAAAUUUAGCACCAAAAGUGGCCCAUAUGCAGAUGGUUCUCCCCCUUUUACCUGAUCGUAAGGUUAUCAUGCAUAGAAACACCCCAACUGUUAGGUUCAAGCAAAGUGAGGAGGGGAUCCACUCUGCAACUGUUAGGUUCAACUGAUCGUUCAAAGUUCAUCCAUUGUGCUACUCAUUUUGU